AUGAUGAACGACCCUAGCUCGUGGAGGAUGAUGAACGACCCAAGCUCGUGGAGGAUGAUGAACGACCCUAGCUCGUGGAGGAUGAUGAACGACCCUAGCUCGUGGAGGAUGAUGAACGAUCCUAGCUCGUGGACGAUGAUGAACGACCCUAGCUCGUGGAGGAUGAUGAACGACCCUAGCUCGUGGAGGAUGAUGAACGACCCUAGCUCGUGGAGGAUGAUGAACGACCCUAGCUCGUGGAGGAUGAUGAACGACCCUAGCUCGUGGAGGAUGAUGAACGACCCUAGCUCGUGGAGGAUGAUGAACGACCCUAGCUCGUGGAGAAUGAUGAACGACCCUAGCUCGUGGAGGAUGAUGAACGACCCUAGCCCGUGGAGGAUGAUGAACGACCCUAGCUCGUGGAGGAUGAUGAACGACCCUAGCCCGUGGAGGAUGAUGUACGACCCCUAG
This is a messenger RNA of Procambarus clarkii (red swamp crayfish), 450 nucleotides long. The record is from RefSeq and is a predicted model, not a curated record. Lineage: Eukaryota; Metazoa; Arthropoda; Malacostraca; Decapoda; Cambaridae.